CGACCAGGUUCGAGCAGUCCCGCUCAGUCGUCUGGACCCUGCUCCCCCGCCGGGACCAGCGUGCCGACCGGCGCCUGCCAGCCGCCGCGUCAUGGGCCAGAAAACACCACGCGUUUACUCUGUGGAGCUUCAUGGACCUAAAGACAUCGAGAAAACAGACAAGGGGGAUGGCAAAGAGAAAUACCGGGGCCUGCAGGGUAACUGCUUGGAACCCAGAAAGCAUCACCGUAAAGAGGAGCUGAAGAAAGAACUUGAUUUGGAUGACCACAAGCUCAGCAAUAAGGAAUUGGAAAAUAAAUAUUGUUCAAACAUCAUUACGGGCCUCUCCAGCACCCAAGCUGCUGAACUCCUGGCUCGGGACGGGCCCAACAUCCUCUCCCCUCCCAAGGAAACACCAGAGAUCAUCAAGUUCCUGAAGCAGAUGGUGGGAGGGUUCUCCAUCCUUCUCUGGGUGGGAGCCAUCCUUUGCUGGACCGCAUAUGGGAUUCAGUACUCCAAUGACAAAUCCUCAUCCCUAGACAAUGUGUAUUUGGGCACCGUGCUCGCACUGGUCGUCAUUUUAACAGGAAUCUUUGCAUACUACCAAGAGGCCAAAAGCACCAACAUCAUGGCCAGCUUCAGUAAGAUGAUUCCGCAGCAAGCUCUUGUCAUUCGAGAUUCAGAAAAGAAGAUAAUUCCUGCAGAGCAGCUAGUGGUCGGAGACAUAGUGGAGAUUAAAGGAGGGGACCAGAUCCCUGCAGACAUCAGGCUGCUAUACUCUCAGGGGUGCAAGGUAGAUAACUCAUCUCUCACUGGAGAGUCUGAGCCCCAGCCCCGCUCCUGCGAAUUCACCCACGACAACCCCCUGGAGACCAAGAACAUUGGCUUCUACUCCACAACCUGCCUGGAAGGCACCGCGACGGGCAUGGUCAUCAACACAGGGGACCGCACUAUCAUUGGUCAGAUUGCCGCGCUGGCCUCAGGCAUCGGAAAUGAGAAGACACCCAUUGCCACUGAGAUUGAGCACUUCGUGCACAUCGUAGCUGGAGUGGCUGUGUCUAUCGGCAUCCUUUUCUUCAUCAUCGCGGUGUCCAUGAAGUACCGUGUCCUGGACUCCAUCAUCUUCCUCAUUGGCAUCAUUGUGGCCAAUGUGCCUGAGGGCCUCCUGGCCACUGUCACUGUGACUCUGUCGCUGACAGCAAAACGGAUGGCCAAGAAGAACUGCUUGGUGAAGAACCUGGAGGCAGUGGAGACGCUCGGCUCCACCUCCAUCAUUUGCUCAGACAAGACGGGGACUCUGACCCAGAACAGAAUGACCGUGGCCCAUCUGUGGUUCGACAAUCAGAUCUUCGUGGCUGACACCAGUGAAAACCAUUCGCAGCAAACCUUUGAUCAAAGCUCUGGAACCUGGGCCUCCUUAUCAAAGAUAAUCAUGUUGUGUAACCGAGCCGAGUUCAGACCAGGACAGGAAAGUGUCCCCAUCAUGAAGAGAGUUGUGGUCGGAGAUGCCUCUGAAACUGCUCUUUUGAAAUUCUCAGAGGUGGUUUUGGGUGAUGUGAUGGAAAUUAGAAAAAGAAACCGCAAAGUAGCAGAAAUCCCUUUUAACUCAACCAACAAAUUCCAGCUCUCCAUACAUGAGACAGACGACCCCAGUGAUAAGCGCUUCCUCCUGGUGAUGAAAGGGGCCCCUGAGAAGGUCUUAGAGAAGUGCAGCACCAUCAUGCUCAAUGGUCAGGAGCAGCCUCUGGACAAGAGCACAACUGAGGCCUUCCAUACUGCAUACAUGGAGCUGGGGGGACUGGGCGAGCGCGUGCUGGGUUUCUGUCAUCUCUACCUACCAGCAGACGAGUUUCCAGAAACUUACUCAUUUGAUGUUGAUGCCAUGAACUUUCCCGCGUCCAAACUCUGUUUUGUUGGGCUCUUGUCAAUGAUCGAUCCUCCUCGGUCCACAGUCCCAGAUGCGGUCACCAAAUGCCGGAGCGCGGGGAUCAAGGUUAUUAUGGUUACAGGUGAUCAUCCAAUCACAGCCAAAGCUAUUGCCAAGAGUGUGGGUAUCAUUUCAGCCAACAGUGAGACGGUGGAAGACAUUGCAAAACGCCUCAACAUUGCUGUGGAGCAAGUUAACAAACAGGACGCUAAAGCCGUGGUGGUAACGGGCAUGGAGCUAAAGGACAUGAACGUGGAACAGCUGGAUGAGGUCUUAACCAGCUACCCAGAAAUUGUCUUUGCCCGGACGUCCCCCCAGCAGAAGCUGCUCAUUGUAGAGGGCUGUCAGAGACAGGAUGCAGUCGUCGCUGUGACAGGGGACGGAGUGAAUGACUCUCCAGCUCUAAAAAAGGCGGAUAUUGGGAUUGCCAUGGGGAUAGCGGGGUCAGAUGCUGCCAAAAAUGCAGCCGACAUGGUCUUGCUGGAUGACAACUUUGCAUCCAUAGUCACAGGGGUAGAGGAAGGUCGCCUGAUCUUUGACAACCUCAAGAAGACCAUCGCAUACACUCUGACCAAGAACAUUGCUGAGCUGUGCCCCUUCCUGAUCUACAUCAUCGUUGGGGUACCCCUGCCCAUUGGCACCAUCACAAUCCUGUUCAUCGACUUGGGCACAGACAUCGUUCCCUCCAUUGCCUUGGCUUAUGAGAAAGCUGAAAGUGACAUCAUGAACAGGAAGCCUCGUCACAAGAAGCGGGACCGGCUGGUGAACAAGCCACUUGCCCUCUACUCUUACCUGCACAUCGGCCUCAUGCAGUCCCUGGGAGCUUUCCUUGUGUACUUCACUGUGUAUGCACAGCAGGGCUUCAGACCCAGCACUCUCAUAAACCUCCGGGUGGAAUGGGAGCAGGACUCUGUGAACGACCUGGAAGACAGCUACGGACAAGAAUGGACACGUUACCAGAGGAAAUACCUAGAAUGGAUGGGCUACACGGCUUUCUUUGUGGGUAUCAUGGUCCAGCAAAUAGCAGAUCUGAUCAUCAGGAAAACCCGGAGGAAUUCCAUCUUCCAGCAGGGUCUCUUUAGAAAUAAAGUCAUCUGGGUGGGGAUUGCCUCGCAAAUUAUCAUCGCCCUCAUCCUCUCCUAUGGCCUCGGAAGUGUCACAGCCCUGAAUUUCACCAUGCUCCGGCCUCAGUACUGGUUUGUGGCAGUGCCACACGCCAUUUUCAUCUGGGUGUAUGAUGAGAUACGGAAACUCUUCAUCAGACUCUACCCUGGAAGCUGGUGGGAUAAGAACAUGUAUUAUUAAGACCACCUCACUCCCCACGCCUCCCACCUGUACACUGGGGACGUUCCGCUCCAUCUUGUGGGCCGCUCACCUGGACGUCACUGUAUUAGGUGUCAUCAGAAUGCACAUGGGUGAAGGCGGAUGACCAUGUGAAAGACAUUCCAGGAUGUUUUGUACUUUAAAGCAGAGAUGUGACUGUGUAUAUAUAAUUUUCAUCUCUAUAGCCAUCUCCUUAUUUUAAAAGAUGUGAAUUUCAAGAUAAUAGUGUAGGGAAGAGUGACGUGUUUAUAUGUAUAUAAAGCUCACUCAUGUGAAAUAGUCUUGGGUAAUCUAGACACCUGCUGGGGUCUCCCUGCUCUGUAAGCCUUGGAUAGGAUUGCUCAGACCUCGAUCCCACCCAGUUAAAAGUCCAACAACCUCCCAAAGAUUUCUGUGACUUCCCAGAGAACUUAUAUUUUCAGUUACUUUGCUCAAAAAAGGUUGGUUCAGCUGACAGUUUGCAAGAGAUGAAAGUGACACCACAGCAACAUGGACCUCAGUUUUGACUCUGAGAUGUCCUUCUUAAAGGUCUUCAGCUCCCUGGCUGUACCCCCUCAACCAUCGUUUUUGUCCUCCCCUUCCUAGGAGGACUCCCUCCCUCUCACACUCUUUUCCUCCCCGACCACCAACUCCUCCAAAACAGAGGUCAAAGCCCAUCUUGCGUGUCCUGCUCCAGAUAGUCCCCUGACCCAAAAGGGUUUUCAUUUCCCAGGAUGCAACCUCAGUAGAGAACUGUUAUGGUUUAAAGCAGCAAUGUUUAUUUCUUGUCAAACAAUCACAAAUCACUCAUUUUACAUCCAUCAUGUUUCUUGCCUUGGUUUAGGUUGGUUCAUGUGUGACACAUGCAUCCAUGUUGACAGCCCCAGAGAGGCAUCGUUUUUAAGUAAAAGGUGUUUUAUAAAACCA
Molecule: messenger RNA, 4135 nt
Organism: Hipposideros armiger (great roundleaf bat)
Lineage: Eukaryota; Metazoa; Chordata; Mammalia; Chiroptera; Hipposideridae
Gene: ATP12A
Product: ATPase H+/K+ transporting non-gastric alpha2 subunit
Exons: 23
Coding region: 92-3211 (1039 amino acids)
Biological process (GO): intracellular potassium ion homeostasis; intracellular sodium ion homeostasis; sodium ion export across plasma membrane
Cellular component (GO): plasma membrane
Molecular function (GO): P-type sodium:potassium-exchanging transporter activity; ATP hydrolysis activity; ATP binding
Source: RefSeq, a predicted model, not a curated record